Molecule: messenger RNA, 10234 nt
Organism: Corythoichthys intestinalis (scribbled pipefish)
Lineage: Eukaryota; Metazoa; Chordata; Actinopteri; Syngnathiformes; Syngnathidae
Gene: xpr1a
Product: xenotropic and polytropic retrovirus receptor 1a
Exons: 14
Coding region: 7854-9905 (683 amino acids)
Biological process (GO): phosphate ion transport; cellular response to phosphate starvation
Cellular component (GO): plasma membrane; Golgi apparatus; cytoplasm
Molecular function (GO): inositol hexakisphosphate binding
Source: RefSeq, a predicted model, not a curated record
UUGUUUGAGGAUUCAAGGUCAUUGUUAUAUUUAUGUACCAUGCAUGCAUUUUGAAGCAUUGUGAAAAAAAUCAAUGGGAAAAAUUAGCCGCUACAGCAUUGGCAUUAUGCUUCGCAAUAUUUACGUAAAAUAAAUGCUACCUGCACCGUUUUAUGCUUUUAACCUAGAAUCAAGACUGUUUUACGUCCAUAUCUAUAAAGAAUUCAGGCAUUUAAGCAUUUACUUCACAAGAAUUUUCAACGGAAAAAGCUCUUUGUUUACAUAUGGCGGCCGUUAAUUUCCUUACUGACUGGCCUCAUAGUUUGCAAUAUUUACGUAAAAUAAAUGCCACCUGCAUCGUUUUUUUUGCUUUUAACCAGACUGUUUUACGUCCAUAUCUAUAGAGAAUUCAGGGAUUUAAGCAUUUAUUCACAAGCAUUUUCAACGGAAAAAGCUCUUUGUUUACAUAUGGCGGGCGCUAAUUUCCUUACUCACUAGCCUCAUAGUUCGCAAUAUUUAUGUAAAAUAAAUGCUACCUGCACCGUUUUAUGCUUUUAACCUAGAAUCAAGACUGUUUUACGUCCAUAUCUAUAAAAAAAUCAGGGAUUUAAGCAUUUAUUCACAACAAUUUUCAAUGGAAAAUGCUCUUUAUUUACAUAUGGCGGCCGUUAAUUUCCUUACUGACUAGCCUCAUAGUUCGCAAUAUUUACGUAAAAUAAAUGCUACCUGCACCGUUUCUUUGCUUUUAACUACACUGUUUUAAGUCCAUAUUUAUAGAGGAUUCAGGGAUUUAAGCAUUUAUUCACAAGAAUUUUCAAUGGAAAAAGCUCUUUAUUUACAUAUGGCGGCCGCUAAUUUCCAUACUGACUAGCCUCAUAGUUCGCAAUAUUCAUGUAAAAUAAAUGCUACCUGCGCGUUUUUUUUUUUUUUUUUUUUUUUUUUUGCUUUUACCAUUUUUUUUUGCUUUUAACCAAGAAUCGAGACUGUUUUACAUCCAUAUCGAUAAAGAAUUCAGGGAUUUAAGCAUUUAUUCAAUACAUUAUGAAGUCUAUGGACCGUGGAUAAGAGUGAAGCCAUUUUGCGACAUCAGUUACACCCACACAUAUACUGUACACACUGAUAGACUUGAACACAGGUUCAUAAUGAGUAGAGGUGUGCGAAAUUUCCAAUUCUUAGAUUAUUCGCGAUUUGGCCGUGGAAGAUUCGAGAACAAUUCACAAACAUCCAAAUUCCAAUUAUGGAAAUAUGCCAAGUAAAGCGGAACUAAAACACAGUCAGCGCGGUCUUCAGGAUGCAAUGGGGAACGGACCGAGAGUAAACAUCAUGCUCAACUCACGCUCUGGCUCAACUCAUGCCGUUAGAUGAAAAAACAAUAGUAACAUUUUGGCUAAAAUAUGACUAGAAUUGAUAUAAUGUCUGCCCCCAUGUCAGGCAGCCACUGCCUGGAAAUAUUGGCUUUUAAUUACUUUUCUCUCAACUAUUACACAUCAGAAAAAUGUUUGUCCCCCCCCCCCCCCCCCAAAUUAUUAAACAAGCGCAUGGUAAAGGUGUCUGUCCCUUUAAUACCACAGUCCAUUCAGCUCUAAUCACACUUUCUAAGUCUGAUUGCCAACACUGGAAUUUUGCACUCUCAUUGGCCUAUUUGCUUUGCCAGAUGACUUUAAAAGGGCCUUGGUUUUUCACAGGCAGACUGAAAGAAGCAGCUUAGCUUUCUACAUACAGUGUUUGUUUAGUUAGAUUCAGACUUGACUUUCUGCCAGGUCUGACCACAAAAUUGGGCCUUGGAGGAUAAAGAAGCUUGUAGCCUAACAUGUUUAUAUGCUAUGUCUAGGUGGCACGCUUAAGUAGAGGUUUACAAAUACAAUUCUGCCCCAGCAGUGACCCUGUGUAAGUUUACAAUGGCUUUCAUCUGUUAAACAUUAACAGAGCUGAACCCUGAGGCUACUGUUAGCUCUGCCAAUGGCCAGACAAACACAACAGAAUUCAGUUUGUCACAACAAUCAAGAGCAAAUAAAGAUGACCACCAGAGAAAGUUGUACUUGAAUUUGUGUCAAACAUAGAUUUAAAAAAAACACAGUUUAAGCAUGGAAAAUGUAAUUGGGAAUCAAGCUUAAUUGCACACUAGAAGGUGCAAUCAUAAGCAGCAAUCAAUAGCAAGUUUUAAUAGUUUAAACAACAACAGUGAUAUAUUUAACGACAAGCAAACUUGGCUUGGUUUACAUUUUUGGAGAUGGUGAUCACAGCGAUGAGUCAGAAGAUUUGACAUGUUGAUAUGGCAGCCACAAACCUAAUCUUCUCUGUCAGCCUUGGUGGAGGUUGUAAUUCUUGUUUUGAAGGGCAAAAUAUGGCCACGUUUGCCAAAAAUUUUGCAGACCUUGGAAUUUUGUCUAUUUUGUCACUAUGUUUGAGUUUUGCUUGGUCAAGAUAAGUUUUUUUACAGUCAAUUCUGCGGCUGUUUAGUUGUAGAGGAUUGAAUACGUGACUCAAAACAUAUAGUAUUCAGUUGAAAAACAAAACAAACCAGUCAAAGCUGUAAUGACAGCAUGUGUACUAGACAUCUCCCGCAAGAAGAAAAAAAAAAAACAUUAAAUUGAUUUAUCACCUAGACAUAAUGUGUACUUAUAAUUUGGUCGUGAAUGUAUAUAAAUACCGUAUUUUUCGGACUACAAGUCGCUCCUGAGUAUAAGUCGAUCCAGCCAUAAAAUGCCCAACGAAGAGAAAAAAAACAUAUACAAGUCGCACCGGAGUAUAAGUCGAAUUUUGGGGGGAAAUUUACUUGAUAAAAUCCAACACAUAGAACAGACAUGUCAUCUUGAAAGGCAAUUUAAUAUAAAAAUACAACAGAGAACAACAUGCUAAAUAAAUAUACAGUGUACAGUGCAUGAACAACGAAAUGGGAAUAUACUGUCCUACGCUACAGCUCGGUCCUGGCUGUACAGCGAACUCCCAAAAGACAAUGCUGGACGUCCGUAUAAUUUGCUGAAUCAAUUUGGUCCUCGAUAGAAAACAGGUUCGCAUCAACGUAAAUAAAUGGUAAUUAGGUACUAUUAGUAAUAAGUAACAGGUUAGCAUGCGUUCGCUAUCAUUAACACAUCGUUCAAACAACCACACAACUGGCUCUAAGUGUCCGAUCGCGGGUGGAAAACACACAACAACAACAGAAAAGAUGAUACACGCAGGCGUUGCCUCUGCAGAGAUGAUUUUAAAGCAUAAACAAUGAAAGUAGGCUCGCAGCCGUCUAUUCUCUCUCGCUGUAACUCGCCCACUCACUGACUCACUCACUCAGAGCUACGUAGCUGUCCGUCUUCUUCUGGCGUGUGAGCACUCUUCUCCACGUAAACAAGCGCGAGUGCGCCCUCACGUGGGCAUGAAAGCGCCACAAACUUAAUGCAUCCAUUUCAAGAUAAAAAAGUCAAUAAUACAAUUGAACAUACACUGCCAAAGGCAGAACGCGAACGUGGCCAUAGCUAUAAAGAGUUAUUCAGAUAACUAUAGCAUAAGAACAUGCUAACAACUUUACAAAACCAUCAGUGUCACUGCAAAACACCAAAAUAACAUGUGAAAUUAUAUAAUAAUGUGUUAAUAAUUCCACACAUAAGUCGCUCCUGAGUAUAAGUCGCACCCCCAGCCAAAAUAUGAAAAAAAACGCGACUUAUAGUCCGAAAAAUACGGUACUCUUUAGGAUGCUUUUACUGACAAUACCGUGCAUACUGGCGCACAACUCCCCCUUAAGGCUGAUACCUGUUGACGACCAGCCCUGGUGUUGCCCCAUCCAUCACAAUAAAAUCGUUUUUGUGGAGCUCAGCUCUGGGACAAUUUAGGGUCCUUAAAGGACAUUUCCAGCCUGUUGUAAUGAAUAACACAUCAGCUUUGCAGAGGUUAGACAAGCCGCCAGAAAGGCCCUGUUUGUCACAUCCAUCAUUUGCUGCUCAGCCUCAAAUUGCCCCGCAAGCCCAAACCAUGUGGGGGACAGGUGACAUGGAAAUUAUGGGGGGUCGCCAUGUCUGACCAUAUGUAAAUUGUGUGGAUUCUGCUCACUUCUAGAACACUAAAGGGGAUUAAAACAAUGUUCACCCGUUAAUGGCAGAUGGGAUACAAUAUGGAUGAGGGGAUGGAAGUGGGGACGGGGUUGUGACAGGUUAUCUUGAUCCGUGGGCUUUGAGGGGUGCAACUCCCACGGGACACUUCUCCAUCAGCCCACCAUGCUUUUAUUACAGAUCUGAUUAAAUUCACCCACUAACUGUAAUAUAGCUGUUUUACAAACAUACACACACAUUCGAAUCCAUAUGGACACAAUCAUGACUAGUAGAAGCGAAGGCAAAGCCUUAUUAGAAUAAUUCAGGUAUCACAGAAAGUGUUAUCUACCUCUAUACAUACAGUUGUGUUCAAAAUUAUUCAAUCCCUAUCUUAGAUGUGUUUUUGAAAGUUUGACAUUUAUUUUUCAUCUUGUUGAUAAUCACAUCAAAUGAUGACAUGUCAAAUAGACAAAUACAGCUGAAAAAAAAAACAAAAUACUUUUGGAAUAUUCCAAUUUAUGGCCUUUCUGUGAUUACUUCUUUGACAAAAUUAUUCAACCCCUUAGGUACUGUAUGUAUAACUUUCGUACUUAGUAAAACAUCCUUUGCAACAAUAACAUCCUUUAGACGUGAAUAAUAACUUGACACAAGUUUCUUGCAGUGAUCCACAGGUAUAUUUGCCCAUUCCUCAUGGACAAAGGCCUUCAGUUCAUUAACAUUUUUAGGUUUGCGUGCUGCAACUGUCUUCUUCAAGUACCACCGGAGAUUUUCAAUGGGAUUUAAGUGUCGUGAUUGCGAUGGCCACUCCAGAAUCUUCCAGCACUUCUUUUGCAACCAAGAUGUCUUAGAUGUUGGUCCAACCUCACCCAAGCCUCAGCUUUAUCAAUGACGGCAUUACAUUUGCGUCCAAGGUCUCCUGGUAUUGAACUGAAUUCAUAAUACCUUGCACACGCUGAAGAUUCCCUGUACCCAAAGAAGCAAAAUAACCCCAGAGCAUGGCUAACCCCCCACCGUGCUUCACAGUAGAUAAGGUGUUCUUUUCUUUAUAGAUAUCAUUCUUUCUCCUCCACAAGGCCCAAAACUUCCAGUUUGGUCUCAUCACUCCAGAGAGCAGUAUCCCAAAACCUUUGUGAUUUGUCCACAUGGUUUUUGGCAUACUUCUUGUGCUUUGGAGUCGGCACGGGGGUGUGCCUGGGACUUCUUGCAUGGAAGCCAUCAUUUUGCAGUGUGCGUCCUAUUGUCUGGGAUGAAACCUGAAUACCUUCCUAUGAUAUGUCCUGUCAUAGUUCCUCAGCUAUCACUGGGGGAUUUUUCUCCACCUUUCGCUUCAGGUAUCGCACAGCAGUUGCAGACAGUAACCUCUUUCUGCCACGCCGAGGUAGCGUUUCCACUGUGGCUUUAGCUUUAAACUUGCGGACUAUGCUCCCAAUUGUGUCUCUUGAAAUUUUAAAAAGAAUUUUUUUAGUCCUUUUGUUAUCCUUUUAUAUCCAUAUCCUUGCUUAUGAAGUGAAAUUACGUCCUCUCUGAACUUUUUUGACCAUUCAUUGGACUUCAACUCAUUGUAAAGAUGUCAUUAACUGCCAAGAAGAGCCAUGUGUCACUGUCCUUUUAAAUCUGCUUAAUUGCUCCUCUUUAGGGUUCCGUUCACAUCUACAGAUGUUUUCAUCAGCUGUUUGACAACACCUGAUUAAAACCUUUGUUCUUAAGAGUGGUGGACUUGGGGGGGGUUUGAAACAUUUUGUCAAUCAGGUAAUCACAGAGAGGACAUUAAUUGGAAUAUUUCCCAAAAUAUUUUUGUUAUUUUAGUUGUAUUUGUCUAUUUGACAUGUCAUUAUUUAUUGUGAUUGUAAACAACAUGAAAAAUGAAUGUCAAGAUCGCCCUAGCCCUAGCUUGAACAUACAAUAUUUGUGGUCCUUUUAGUAUAUUCAAUUUAAUCUAGUUUGAAAAUGAUUUGCAGAUUAUUGUAUUCUGUUUUUAUUUGUAUUUUACACAGUGUCAGAACUUCAUUGGAGUGGAGAUUUGUCGUAUUAUGUUUUCUCCAAUUGUUUUCUGUACCAAUUUUCUGGUGACAUUUUGUGACUCAAAUGGUGUUGACGUCUCAUUCCUUCCAUUUCUUUGUUAUACACACAUUCAGUCAGAAAGCUGAAUAUUGAUUUACAGACACAGAAAAGUGCUGUUGCCAGCCACGCAAUACAUUGAGCAAGCUUAAUCAACGCUUAUUGAUUCCUCUUCUAUAGUGAUCGCUUUCUUCCACCCUGCAGUUUUGUGUUCAGCAUCAUGUUUCACGCUGUUGUUUUGUCACCAACACGAUAUGAUUCAAUCUCGCAGCCUUUAUCAGUGAGGCUGCAUCUGAUGUAGCAAUCAACACAAACACAUUCAAUCACGUUUUUAUCAAAGUGUCGUGUCCAGACGCGGUAACACCUGCUCAUUGCCAUGCGAACAUGCAGCUAUGGAGUGUUGUGGCAGCGAUUGGCUGUCGCAGUGGCCAGGCCAACUCCCGUAGCUCGUUGCUAAUGGCUACGGUGAACGAGGGGGGUGGCGGGUGUCGAUAAUGACAAUGUCACUCCUGGCCAACAGGCCCGCUAAAAAGAGGACGGGCCUAACACACAUACGCUCACUCACGCAUACAUGUGUUUCAGUGCACACUCUUACAUACACAAUCGUUUUUGCAGAAGCUAGAGCAGAGCAAUUUUCUUCCUACCAGGUGGUUGUCUGUUAUUAUAGCUGUCAAAAAGCAGGAAGGUGCAUUUGUGAUUUUCUUUUUUUGAAGAGCAGAUUUUCUCUUUCAGUCGGUGAACCGUAUUCUCAUUAUUUCCUUUAAAUAUUCAUUUUCAUUCCCGAAGGCAGUGAGGGCACACUUUUCUUACGCUUUUUGCUGCCUUUGUUGACACACAUACGGCAAUUCUCAUUAGAUUUUAUCAGAUUCAUCCCAUCUCUGAUACAUACUUGUAGAGGCUGCACUGUCCCCUUUUCAUUAAGUCUCAUCCAGUGUUUAAUGGGAACCAAUUACCAGACACUUAAUAUCCUUUUGCCAUUCAUCAGGUUUGUCAAAUUGCUUCAUAAACACACACCAAUUCAGAACAAGAAUAUGUGAUUUUUAGGGUAACUGCGGUUUUUUUUUUGUUGGUCCAUUAUUUAAUAUUUUUUGUGGGUCUGAGUUGAAAAUCAGUUGGAGUGAUUUCAAACAUAUUUGUGGGUGUUGAAUUUGCUAUUGGAAAUUAAUGGGGAUGGUUUGUCAAAUUUUGGUGCGAUUGUUUAUUUUUGGGUUUGCUCUGCUUUUGACUUGACUAGACUUAGCUAAAUACAUUUUGAAUUUUCAGUUUUGUUUUUGGGAAAAAAAACGCGUUUUGGGGCGAACCAUGACUUCUUAGCGGUCGUAGUCUUAAUUGGUCAAAGCAUGUGGGCUGAACUGCUAGUUUGGUGUAAAUUAAUAUUAAUUCACCUGCCAGUUGACAAAUCAAGACUGCUCCAUUUUCACUAUUCUUGUUGAUGAUCAGAGCAAACAGAGAUGAUGCAAAGCUGUGCAAAGUCAACAGCACAGCCUCGUCUCUUGUGUACUUGUUCAAACAUUUUUUAAUGGAUGCCAUGAGGCACAGUGUGCGGUUGUGGAGUUACAGAGAGGCAAGCAGUGUUUCUACCAUCUUUUAGGCUUGUAAAAGACUCAAAUAAGAUGACUGCAUACAUUAAGAAUGCCAAAAUACACCUAUUGGCUUCAACAUUAGGUAAGGCAUGUGCAUUCAGGCUAAGUAGGGGUCUCAUUUCUACCCGUGCAACGCAGGUGACCUUGUGUCUUGCGACCUUGACGACUUCAUCUGUGGCCUCUUGGCACCAACAGGCUCCUACUAUUUUCCGUGUGAAUGCGGCACGGUGCCCUCACCACUUCCACUUGGUCGCGUGUGGAUCUUUUUAACAACCUCACUGGAGCGGAAAACACUUGGAGAGUCACAGAUGAGGACACCGUGAAGCGAUACUACGCUAAAUUUGAAGAGAGGUUUUUCCAGACAUGUGAGAAGGAGCUGUUGAAAAUCAAUACAUUUUAUUCAGAAAAGCUUGCAGAAGCCCAAAGACGCUUUGCCACUCUGCAGAAUGAGCUGCAAUCUUCGCUGGACGCCCAGCGUGAGAGCAACGCUCCACCCGGCCUACGCAGACGCAAGACCGUAUUUCACCUGUCACAGGAGGAACGUUGCAAGCACCAUAACAUCAAGGAUCUUAAGCUAGCCUUUAGUGAGUUCUACCUGAGCCUCAUCCUGCUGCAGAACUACCAGAAUUUAAACUUCACUGGUUUCCGUAAGAUCCUGAAGAAACAUGACAAGAUCCUGGAUACCUCUCGUGGAGCGGACUGGCGCGUGGCUCACGUGGAGGUGGCGCCAUUCUACACCUGCAAGAAGAUCACGCAGCUCAUCACUGAGACGGAGACACUGGUGACCACCGAGUUGGAGGGAGGAGAUCGUCAGCGGGCCAUGAAGAGGUUACGAGUUCCUCCGCUGGGGGCCGCUCAGCCUGCUUUGGCCUGGACGACCUUCCGCGUGGGUCUUUACUGUGGCAUCUUCAUCAUCCUUGCCAUUGCUUUUGUCCUUACAGGUGCAGUGUUCUUCCGCUAUGAGAAUGUGUGGCCUCUAGUGCGGAUCUACAGAGGUGGUUUUCUCUUGAUCCAAUUUCUGUUCUUGCUGGGCAUCAACACAUACGGUUGGAGACAGGCGGGAGUCAACCAUGUGCUAAUCUUUGAGAUCAAUCCCCGCAACAACCUCUCACACCAGCACCUGUUUGAGAUCGCUGGGUUCCUCGGUGUGUUAUGGUGUCUCAGCAUCCUGUCGUGUCUCUACUCAGAGUACCUAUAUCUCCCCAUGCAAAUCAACCCCCUCGUCCUGUACGGUUUCAUGCUACUCUUUCUCAUCAACCCCUUCAAGACCUGCUACUACAAGUCACGCUUCUGGCUGCUCAAACUGCUGUUCCGAGUGUUCACGGCACCCUUUCACCGAGUGGAGUUUGCAGACUUCUGGCUGGCCGACCAACUCAACUCGCUGGUAGUGGUUCUGAUGGACCUGGAGUACCUCAUCUGCUUCUACAUCUUUGAGCUAAAGUGGGGCAACAGCAAGGGCUUGUUGCCUAAUAUAAAUGACCCUAGCACAACCUUCGUGUGCCACAGCUACUCGUACGGCCUACGUGCUAUCAUCCAAUGUCUGCCCGCCUGGCUGCGUUUCAUCCAAUGCCUCAGGCGUUACAGAGACACUAAGAGGGCCUUCCCCCACCUGGUGAAUGCUGGCAAAUAUUCCACCACCUUCUUCGUAGUCACCUUCGCCGCGCUCUACGCCACACACAGAGAGCAAGGCCACACCGACGCCGACAUGUUCUUCUACCUGCUGAUCGUCUUCUCCACCAUAAGCUCCUUGUACACACUGAUCUGGGAUUUGCGCAUGGACUGGGGUCUGUUUGACCGAGGAGCUGGAGAAAACACCUUCCUUCGAGAGGAGAUUGUUUACCCACAUAAGGCCUAUUACUACUGUGCCAUCUUAGAAGAUGUGAUCCUGCGUUUUGCCUGGACAAUUUCUCUCUCUCUAACCACCAUGACCAAGAUUCACUCAGUGGGCGACAUUGUGGCCACCGUGCUAGCUCCUCUCGAGGUCUUCAGACGUUUUGUGUGGAACUUCUUCCGCCUGGAGAACGAGCACCUGAACAACUGCGGUGAAUUCCGCGCCGUGCGAGACAUUUCAGUGGCACCGCUCAAUGCCGAUGAUCAGACGCUGUUGGAGCAGAUGAUGGACCAGGAGGACGGUGUCCGCAACCGCUCGGGCAAAAAGACCUGGAAGAGGUCUUACAGUCUCACACUGCGGCGCCCUCUGCUGUCCUCUCAAUCCAAAAAGGACACAAAAGUUCUAAUUGAAGAUACGGAUGAUGAAGCCUUCAGCUAGAUUUCAACAAGCAUCAGCGUGUCCAUGCACACACACACACGCACCAACACAGUCUUUGAAGUUUUAGUCUAAGUCUUCAGAAAAAAAUCGUCACUAAGCAAUGAAAACAAGGAAUUGUCAUCUUUUGUGGAUUUUUUUUGUUUGUUUUUUUGGGGGGAGGAGAAGGAAAACUAAUUAAGAAACCAAUGUAAAGAAUGUAUUUAGAAAUAUUUUGGUGGUGUAUUUAGAACUGUUCAACAUUUGUUGAUAUUAAAAAAAAAAAACGGGUUAUAAAGGCAUGUUCAGGUUUUUUUUUUUUUUUUUUUUUUUUUUUUUUUUUAAUUCCAGUG